Molecule: messenger RNA, 12233 nt
Organism: Linepithema humile (Argentine ant)
Lineage: Eukaryota; Metazoa; Arthropoda; Insecta; Hymenoptera; Formicidae
Source: RefSeq, a predicted model, not a curated record
UCUGUCACCGACCGCGCAAGCGUGCGGUUCUCCUUGGAGUGAAGUGCGACCGCAGGAAUCGUCUGACGCUCGUAUUGUGCUCGUCGACGAUCCGCGAGUAUCGUGUCGCGUGGAUUCCCGCGGGUCGGUGUUGAUUACAACAAUACGAUCAGCAAUUGGGUGCGACUGUGAAAGAAAAAUAACUGUGAUCUUAGAUGUUGAAUCGCUCGACGAUAAUCGACUGUCGAACGCGUGUCAAGUGAUAGAUCGGUAUAGAAAAACGGUAUCCUCGUGGAUCGCGUGAAUCGGUCGCGUGUACCGAGCGCUCGCGGUCACCUGAAAUUUUCCCGGAAUGCAUUUUCGUAUUCGCGUCCGCUGACACGGUCUGCACGACAGGACGUCGAUCGACCGGCCGGCUCUCUCCUUCGGCGAAGUGACGUGACGCGAGAGGAAGCUUCCGGUUUCCGCGCUCGCGAGAGAGAAAAAGAGUUUCCCCCGACGUCGCCGGACAACGUCGAUGGGAAGAAAGAUCUUGUCGGUGGUCGCUUAUCGAUCGAUCGAAACGUACGACUCCUACGGUGGAACGAAUCGCCGACCCUCGUCAGCUGCGCGGAUGGUACUUGGAAAUUUUAGGAGAAACUCGAUCGGUCCCACGCUGCGCUCUGUAUUCAAUUGGUCACGGGCUGGGUCUCGCACGGGUCACGAGACAGGGUUAUUAUUAAUCUACAUCGUGCGACGCUCUUCUCUACUCAUUACCUCGCAUAAAGAAAGGAUCGUCGGAGCGCAUUAGAUGUGCAAUUCUGCCAGAGUACACUUUGAUUCCACGGAAGCGUACAUUCUGAUUCUUCAAAGUACACACACACACACAUGAAGCGCUCGAGACGGACCGAGCGACACCGAGCGUCCAAAUUGCGAGAAAGUGAGAGUCUGUGAAAUUUCGUGCAUCGUGCAGUGCAGUGAACGAAUGCGAGUGCGAAUCGAAACAGCGACGGCCGUCGCAGAGGCAAAAUCGCCGACGAUGCAUCUCGGAGUCUCCGACCUCGACGGAUGAUGACAGUCAGGCCGUGCGACUUGAAGAACAACAAGCAUAUUUUUUUUCCCGACCUUUUGCGCGGCACCGGGUGUUUGUUGGACAGUUCGGCACCACGGGGCCCACCUGAUGUGCCACCCCGUAACCCCGCAAUGAGCCGACUCAACGGAAGACUGCCAGGAAGUCACGCUGCGAGCGAUCACGAACGCGAUCCCGAUCUCGAGCCAUCCUGUCUCGUACGCACCCCAUCCGGUAACUUCUACAAUAUACCAAAGAUACCGAAGAAUGAAUACAACAACAAGAAUCAGUCUACAGGGAACAGUCCAAUAAAAGUGGAGCUGCAGAACAACAUGGACAGAGUACCUUUACCUUACGGGCACGCCCCGUCGAUGAUCCCGAUGAGGAGACAAAGCAUCCGCUGUCACUUCCGCAAGGGAAUCGAUUGGUGCAGCUGGAAACUAAUUGCCAUAGUAGUAAUUAUGCUCGCGCUCUGCUUGACCGCGGCAUUAACUUACGUCGCAGCGUCGAAUUUAGUGAACUGGUCGUAUCAAGGCACGAAGGCGUGCACGGUGCUGGUGGGCGAGAACACGGACGCGAAGCCGUCGAGCGAGGCGAACAAGACGUCCACGUCGUCCACGUCGACGUCGCAGUCGAUCCGCCCGCGGCAGCCUACAUCAGGUAGUAUUAUCACGUCGGGUAGCAUGCUGCUAAAUGGUUUUGUGUACAGCCGCAAGCGUAGGGACACGUUUAACGAGCAUGCGUUGCACCAAACUGUCGCACCACCAUCCUUUCAUGACCCUGAAGAAGCGUCCUUAACCGGGCAGCGGUCCGUCCCGUUGCAUGAAGAGUUUUCCGGUAAGGUUGUGCAUGAUCCGAAGCAUGCGGACAGUCCGGUGAAAGGAGCUGCCGAACGCUCAAUCGAGAUUGCCGAAGUCGCGAGGGACGCGCCGCCGGAGUCGCCGAAAUCGACGACUUCCGGAUUGGCGGUGCCGCUUGUCGCGAAUGUCUCCUCCACUACUACUAAUUAUUCGCACGAUCGUUCGACUCAUACCACUGUCGCUGUCGACCAUCUCACCUCUUCAUCUUCUGUCUCUGUCUUCGACUCUGACCGCGUUUCUUCUUCCGCGUCGACUACCGUCCGCGAAUCGCCCAGCGACGGGGCGAGGCUCGGCACGAUCUCGCGGCUUCUCGCGGGAUCACCGGGAGACACUUCGACGAAGUUGCCCGGCGUCGACGAGGAUGCUGCUGACGCCGCCGUCGCCUCGGGAGCCCCGAUCGCCAAACUCGCGCGCAUCGACGUCGCGGAUUUCGAGCACGAUACCGGUAACGCGCUCACGUCCGAAAGUUCGGACAUUGCCGAAGGCAGCGAUGAUACUGCCGAGACUACGACGUCUGCAUCCGGCGUGGAGUCCAAGAAACUUGGCGUAGAUAGCAACGACUACGACGAAGUAGUCGGCGGAACUACGGAGAAUGACAGUGGCGUUUCGCCCGCCAAUUACAGCGGUAACCUGGACGUUGCCGAUGGCACUGUAGAACCGACGACUACAACAUCUUUGGAGAUACGCUGGAAUGAACCGACGGAGGAGCAACAAUCGCACGUAAGUAAUUCCGAUUCGAGCGACGUGUUAGUUCCCGUAGAACUGGAUCAAGAAGAAAACGCUAGUACGAUUUCGCCCAAUAGAAACGUAGAUAACGAAACUACGUCGUUGAAUAAAACUGAGAAGAUCGGAAGAUCGGAAGAUGUAGUCAAGAUUGAAGUUGUCGAAGACCGUGGCGGAGAUGCGUCUGGAGAGAACAGUGGCUCGGAAAAUGACGGUAUCUCGCGAACGGUAAAUAUAGCCGAAAAAUCCGCGGACUCGCAGACGUCGGACGUCGUGAAGGAAACGCAAGAGCUCUCCCGGGAAUAUUCAUCGUCCGAAUCCGAAGCCUCGUUCAGUGUCGUUAGAGCGGCCGAGCGAUCCGAGGAGCUCCAACGAGACUAUCCCGUGCCGAUCUACAGCUACGGGCAAGACGAGGUGGAGAUCGUCGAUUUCCAGCACAAGAUCGCGGAAACGAGACACGCUGCGAAUUCACCCGACGCUAAGAUUCUCGACAACGACGUAAAGACGAACGUUGCUUUCCGAAAAACACGGGACAAGAACGAUCUACGAGUUGUCGUGAGGGAGCGAAGCGACGAAGAGUUCCUUCGGAAAUUCGAGGAGAAGUUCCGUGAAACCGACGGGGUCGACGAGUCCAUUGAAAAUUUCCCGUCGAUUAAAACCGACCGUAAUUCAUCUGCGACCGACGCUCUGCAUGACAACACGAUGCAUGAUUCAUCGGGCGACGCGUCAUCCAAUUCCGCAUCUAACGCAGAUCAUCCGUCUAACUCGCCGAUAAUUCAACGGGUGCAGAUCGUGGAGGUGCCGGUGUACCGCGACGCUCAUUCGGACAGUCAGUCGUUUUCAUCAUCCUCAUCGCCGCAUCGAGUGCUUAUAAACGUGACGAUCGCUACCGAGGACUCCGCCUCCCCGAGGCCGCUGUACGUCCUGUCGGUGUCCGUGCCGACGGAGAGCGACGCGGCCGGCCGUACGUCCGGGAUUAACAUCAAUCAAGCGCAGGUGCACGAGCGGCCUCCGGAGUCAUACGCAGCCAGCAUGAAAAAAAUCCCUGCUAAUGACGCGGCCGAGUCGAUACACGCAGUUGAUACGCGAUUACCGCCACCGCCGCAGCCACCUGCCUCGCCGCCGGCACCGCCGGUCUGGGCGGGUGGCGAGUGCGAGUGCUCUUGCCCCUGCAUGGGCUCGUCUUCUGAUGAGUGGGACAACUUUUCAGCGAUCGAUGACAAUCCUGAGCAGGAGCUCGACGACGUUAACUCCACUUUUCUGUUAGCCGAGCAAUCCUCGGACACGAAGCAACGAAACGAGGAAUCCUCCACGAAAGAUUCGGUAAGAUCCGACGCGAGUUCCACCACCGAAGACUACUAUUCUUCGUCGCCGGACGACGUCACGGAGACUAGCGAGUCAGACAACGAGACGAUUUCUUCGUCGACUUACGAACCGGAAGUAAGCACCAAUAUGUGGGCCUGCUCGGGGACGACUCCGCUCCCGCCAGAGCCCACUAUACUAAUCCUCGAAGGUUCGCGAACCUUCCCGGCAAGGUCUUUUCCGCCCGACGGGACGACCUUCGCCCAGGUCGGUUUAGGACAGAAGCUCAGCAAGGAGAUACCGCCGUACGGCUACUGGAACAUGCAGUUCUACCAAUCGGAGGCCGCCUACGUGCGCUUCGACUACAGCAUUCCGCGCGGUGCCAGCAUCGGCGUGUACGCGAGAAGGAACGCGCUGCCCACGCACACGCAGUACGAUCUUCUGGAGGUGCUCAGCGGUUUCAAAGCACGAACCACCAGGGCGUCCCAUGUUAGUGUUAUUCCUUCGAUUAAGAAAGAGGUAACUCAGUACAUGGAGCCCGGGCAUUGGUUUCUCUCGCUUUAUAACGACGACGGAGAUCCUCAUGAAGUCUCGUUUAUCGCUGUAAUCGCCGAAGAUAUGACGCAUAACUGUCCGAACGGCUGCAGCGGCAAGGGUGAGUGUCUCUUAGGCCAUUGCCAAUGCAACCCCGGCUUCGGCGGCGAAGACUGCAGCGAGAGCGUCUGCCCGGUUCUUUGCAGUCAAAGAGGCGAGUACAUAAACGGCGAGUGCCAGUGCAAUCCCGGCUGGAAGGGCAAGGAGUGCUCGUUGCGGCACGACGAGUGCGAGGUGCCCGACUGCAACGGACACGGCCACUGCACGAACGGCAAGUGCAACUGUGUACGCGGCUACAAGGGGAAGUAUUGCGAGGAGGUCGACUGUCCGCAUCCGACUUGCUCGGGCCACGGUUUCUGCGCCGAGGGCACGUGCAUCUGUAAAAAGGGUUGGAAAGGAGCCGACUGCAGUCAAAUGGACAAGGAGGCACUGCAGUGCCUGCCGGACUGCAGCGGCCACGGAAAUUUCGAUCUCGAGACCCAGACCUGCCUCUGCGAGCCCAUGUGGUCCGGAGAUGAUUGCUCGAAAGAACUGUGCGAUCUCGAUUGCGGUCCUCACGGGCACUGCGUGGACAACGCCUGCGAUUGCUCGCCAGGUUGGUCCGGCGAAUUAUGCAAUCUGAAACAAUGCGAUCCCCGAUGCAACGAGCACGGACAAUGCAAGAAUGGCACGUGCCUAUGCGUAACCGGAUGGAACGGAAAACACUGCACGAUGGAGGGCUGUCCAAAUUCCUGUUCCAGCCACGGACAGUGCAGGGUGUCGAACGACGGGCAGUGGGAGUGUCAGUGCUACGACGGCUGGGACGGCAAGGAUUGCAGCGUGCUUCUUGAACAGAACUGCAACGAUGGGCGAGACAACGAUAAAGAUGGUCUCGUUGAUUGCGCGGAUCCGGAAUGUUGCUCAAAUCACAUAUGCCGUAGCAGCCAGCUGUGCGUCGCGGCGCCUAAGCCAAUCGAUAUAUUGCUACGGAAACAGCCUCCCGCCAUCACUGCUUCCUUCUUCGAGAGAAUGAAGUUCCUAAUCGACGAGGGCAGUCUGCAGAACUACGCUCGUCAGGAGACCUUCAACGAGAGCCGAUCGGCCGUUAUACGCGGUCGCGUCGUCACGCAUCUUGGAACGGGAUUGAUGGGAGUGCGGGUCAGCACGAGCACACCGUUGGAAGGCUUCACUCUCACGAGAGACGACGGCUGGUUCGAUCUCCUGGUGAACGGCGGCGGCGCCGUAACUCUGCAAUUCGGCAGGUCGCCUUUCAAGCCGCAGAGCCAUAUCGUCUUCGUGCCUUGGAACGAGGUUAUCAUAAUCAACAAGAUCGUCAUGAGCACUGCCGAGGAGAAGCCACCGGUGCACAUUUCACACGCGUGCGCGGCUCACGACUACGAUCUCAUGAAGCCGGUUGUCCUGGCGACUUGGAAGCACGGAUUCCAAGGAUCCUGCCCGGAUAAGAGCACAAUUCUGGCGGAGUCGCAGGUGAUACAGGAGAGCUUGCAGAUACCCGGAACGGGUCUGAAUCUGGUGUAUCACAGUUCUCGCGCGGCCGGUUACCUCUCUACGAUACAGCUGCAGCUGACUCCGGAAGUCAUACCGGCGACUUUGAAUCUGAUACACCUGAGAAUCACAAUCGAGGGUAUCCUGUUCGAGAAGACCUUCGAGGCCGAUCCCGUGAUCAAGUUCACCUACGCGUGGAACCGGCUGAACGUUUAUCGUCAGCGCGUUUAUGGAGUCACAACCGCCAUGGUGAAGGUCGGUUACGAGUACAGCGACUGCAAGGACAUCAUCUGGGACGUGCAAACGACGAAGCUGAGCGGCCACGACAUGUCCAUCUCGGAGGUCGGCGGCUGGAAUUUGGACAUUCAUCACAGAUACAACUUCCACGAGGGUAUCCUGCAGAAGGGAGACGGUUCGAAUAUUUAUCUGAAGCACAAGCCGAGAGUUAUUCUCACCACAAUGGGAGACGGUCAUCAGAGGCCGAUGGAGUGUUAUGACUGUGAUGGGCAAGCUUCCAAACAACGUCUUUUGGCGCCUGUUGCACUCGCAACUGCCGCAGACGGCUCCAUCUUCGUCGGUGAUUUCAAUCUGGUCAGAAAGAUCCUCGUCGACGGAACAGUUCGAACUGUGGUCCGACUAAACGCAACCAGAGUGUCAUAUCGUUAUCACAUCGCUCUGAGCCCACUGGACGGCGUUCUCUACAUAUCGGAUCCGGAAUCCCACCAGAUCAUCCGCGUUCGCGACACCAGCGACUACACGGAUCCCGAUCACAACUGGGAGACGGUGGUCGGCUCCGGGGAACGUUGCCUUCCAGGCGACGAGGCUCACUGCGGCGACGGUGCGCUCGCACGAGACGCUAAACUCGCUUAUCCCAAGGGCGUCGCCGUUUCCGUCGACAACGUUCUGUACUUCGCCGACGGCACGAACAUCCGAAUGGUCGACAGAGACGGCAUUAUUACCACCGUCAUCGGUAAUCACAUGCACAAGUCGCACUGGAAGCCUAUACCCUGCGAGGGAACGCUGAACGUCGAGGAAGUUCAUCUGCGCUGGCCGACUGAAUUGGCUAUCAACCCUCUGGACAACUCGCUGCACAUGAUCGACGAUCACAUGGUCCUGCAGCUGGCGCCGGACGGUCGCGUGAAAGUCGUCGCUGGGCGUCCGCUUCACUGCGCCUCGCCGUCGGCCUCGUUCGACACGGAACUCGCCACGCACGCCACCCUCGUGAUGCCGCAGAGUAUCGCGUUCGGACCGUCGGGCGAUCUCUACAUCGCCGAGAGCGACUCGCAGAGGAUCAAUCGUGUACGCGUAAUCGGCACCGACGGCAAGAUAUCACCGUACGCCGGCGCCGAGUCCAAAUGCAACUGCUUGGAACGCGGUUGCGACUGCUUCGAGGCCGAUCACUACUUGGCGUCGACCUCGAAAUUCAACACCAUAUCCGCCGUGGCGGUUUCGCCCGACGGUGUCGUGCACAUCGGCGAUCAGGCUAAUUAUCGCAUCCGCUCGGUGACGGCGAGUAUUCCUGACGCGAGCGGCGCGAGGGAGUACGAGAUCUUCUCGCCGGACACGCAAGAGAUUUACGUGUUCAACAGAUUCGGCCAGCACAUUGCCACGAAGAACAUCCUCACCGACGAAACCGUAUAUCUCUUCAGCUACAACGUUAACACCAGCAACGGCAAGCUCAGCACGGUGACAGACGCAGCCGGCAACAAGGUCUUCCUCCUCAGAGACUACAGCAGUCAAGUGAAUUCGAUCGAGAACACAAAGGGCCAGAAGUGCAGACUGAGAAUGUCCAGGAUGAAAAUGCUGCACGAGCUGAGCACGCCGGACAAUUACAACGUCACUUUCGAUUAUCACGGGCCUACGGGCUUGCUGAAGACGAAGCUCGACAGUACCGGCCGCAGCUACGUCUACAAUUACGAUGAAUUCGGCAGACUGACCAGCGCGGUGACUCCCACGGGCAAAGUAAUCAGCCUGACAUUCGAUCUUAGUCUGAAGGGCGCGGUGGUGAAGGUCGGACAGAACAACAGGAAGCCGAUUUCGAUGCUGAUCAAGGGAUCGUCCGUCGUGACGAAGGUGGGCGAGGCCGAGCAGAGAACGAUGGUCCUCGCCGACGGUUCGGUCGGCAAGGUAACACCGUGGGCUCAUACCGUCAGCACCGAUACCAUGCCAUACUCGAUCCUAGCGGAAGUCGAACCUCUGCUCGGCGAGAGCUAUCCCGUGCCGGCGAAACAGAGGACGGAGGUCGCCGGAGACUUAGCUAAUCGUUUCGAAUGGCGGUACUUCCUGCGAAAAAUACAGGGAAAUAAGAAUCGCGGCAACUCGAAGGCGAUCGCUCAAGUCGGCAGGAAGCUCCGAGUCAACGGCGAGAUUCUACUGUCUCUCGAAUACGAUAGAGAAACAAACACCGUGGCUGUGUUCAUAGACGAUCGAGUGGAAUUGCUGAACGUCACAUACGAUCGAACAGCGAGACCUGUUAAAUGGGGUCCGAGGAACGGUAUUUUCGCCGGCGUCGAAUUGGAAUACGAUCGAUUCAGCAGAUUGACGAGCUGGACGUGGGGCGACAUCAGCGAAACGUACGGCUUCGAUAGGGCAGGUCGAUUGUACGAGAUUAAAUAUAGUGAUGGUACAUCAAUGGUGUACGCCUUUAAGGAUAUGUUUAGCAGUUUGCCACUGAAGGUCACUACGCCGCGGGGAAGCGAUUAUCUUCUUCAGUAUGACGAGGCGGGGGCAUUACAGUCGUUGACAACACCGAGAGGUCACAUUCAUACUUUCUCUCUUCAAACGUCCCUCGGAUUCUAUAAGUACCAGUACUAUUCACCAAUGAAUAGGCAUCCGUACGAGAUUCUUUAUAACGACGAUGGUCAGAUCCUUGGUAAAGUGUACCCUCAUCAAAGCGGAAAGGUCGCUUAUGUUUAUGAUCAUGCUGGAAAACUUGAAACUACACUUGCUGGACUAUCCUCGAUACAUUACACCUAUCAAGAGACGACCAGUCUGGUGCGUAGCAUCGACAUCAAUGAACCCAACUUUGAGAUGCGUAUUGAGUACAAGUAUCACGCCGGUAUUGUGAAGGACGAGAAGAUCAAGUUCGGCAGCAAGAGCGGCAUGGACAACGCUCAUUAUCGUUAUCAGUACGAUGGUAACGCGCGCAUAUCCGGUAUCGAGGUCGACAUCAAUGGCAAACAAUUGCCGCAGCUUCGUCUCAAGUACAGCCAGAAUCUCGGCGUGUUGGAGGGCGCCGGCGAUCUUAGAAUAUACAGGAAUCUCUUCAAUAGAUCGGUCAUGCAGGAUAACAGCAAACAGUUCUUCACGGUCACGGAUUACGACGAGCACGGUCGCGUCAAGACGGUGCUGAUGAAUAUCAGAUCGUUCGACGUGUUCCGCAUGGAGCUCGAGUACGAUAGUCGCAAUCGCAUCAACAUGAGAAAGCUCACGAUCGGAAAGGAAUCGAUGGAGAAGAAGGAAUGGUCCAGAAUGGAGAAGAUCACUUAUAAUGCGGACAGUCAUGUAUUGGAGGUCGCGGAUACUGAAAACAACUGGCAGUACGCGUACGACGAGAACGGCAAUGUGAUCGGUGUGACCGAGCAUAAUGAGAAGAUCGUUUUGGGCUACGACAGCGGCGACCGAGUGGUUCAAUACGGUGACGUUGAGUUCAAUUCGUACGACGGACGUGGCUUCGUCGUGAUUCGCGGAGAACACAAAUAUAGGUACAAUUCGCGCGGUCAGCUGAUUCACGCCUCGGAGCACAAGAAGUUCCAGAUCUGGUACUUCUACGACGAUCGUGGCCGACUGGUGUCGAUGAACGACGACCGCGAGAACAUCACUCAAUUCUUCUACGCGAAUCCGAAGACUCCUGAUCUGAUAACGCACGUACAUUUCCCGAAAUUGUCCAAGACAUUCCGGUUCCUAUACGAUUCGCGCGACUUUUUGAUGACCGUGGAGACAUCCGAGCAACGAUUCUACGUCGCGACAGAUCAAAACGGCUCGCCGCUCGCUCUCUUCGACACCAACGGCAAUCUCAUCAAGGAGAUGCGCCGCACGCCGUUCGGCAAAAUCAUCAAGGAUACCAAUCCGGACUUCUAUCUGCCGAUCGAUUUCCACGGUGGUCUUCUAGAUCCCAACACCAAGUUGAUCUACUUGAACAAGAGACUGUACGAUCCGACCGUCGGUCAGUGGAUGACGCCGGCCUGGGAGCAAAUGGCCAAUAAGCUCACCACACCGACCGACAUCUUCAUCUAUCGCUUCCGUAACAACGAUCCGAUCAAUUUCAAACAGAACGUUGAGUAUAUGACGGAUCUGACGAGCUGGCUGAAGCUUUACGGCUACGACAUCUCGACGAUGCUCGGCUCCGAAUACACGAAGGAGAUGGUAUAUCAGCCGAACGCCGUGGUCACAUCGCCGCAACUCACUCCGGACUUCGGCGUGAUGUCCGGAUUGCAGUGCAUCGUGGAUCACGUGCAGGAGAAGUUCUCCGACUUGGACUUCGUACCGAAACCGUUGCUGAAGCUGGAACCGAAGACGAGAAACUUGCUCCCGCGAGUGGCUCAUCGCCGGGCGGUCUUCGGCGAGGGUAUCCUGGUGUCGCGCGUCGGCAGCCGCGCUCUGGUGAGCGUGGUGGACGGCGUGAACAGCGUGGUGCAGGACGUGGUGACAUCCGUGUUCAACAACUCGUAUUUCCUGCCGCUGCACUUCAGCGUGCACGAUCAGGACGUCUUCUACUUCGUAAAGGACAACGCGCUGAAGAUCCGCGACGACAUGGAGGAGCUCCAUCGGCUCGGCGGUAUGUUUAACGUGUCCACGCACGAGACGACGGAGCAUGGCGCCGGUACGUGGAAGGAGCUGAGGCUUCACAAUCCGGAUGCGGCGGUGGUGAUCAAGUACGGAGCCGAUCCUGAGCAGGAACGGCAUCGAAUUCUAAAGCACGCGCACAAACGGGCCGUGGAGAGAGCGUGGGAAAUCGAGAAGCAGCUGGUGAUGGCCGGCUUCCAGGGCCGGGGUGAUUGGUCGAAGGAGGAGAAGGACGAGCUCAUCAGCCGCGGCACCGUCGACGGCUACGAGGGCGUCGAUAUUCACAGCGUGCACAGGUAUCCCCAGCUCGCCGACGAUCCCGGCAACGUCGCGUUCACCCGCGACACCAAGAGGAAGAGGCGGAAGAGCGGCAACAGGCGCAACAGGACUCACAGGCACGACUCGUGAUUUGAGGACGUCACGACGCGAGUUCGGAGUAUCGCUUGGGACUUGAUUCGCGCGUGAAUCCGUGAUGCGAGCACGAAGGAACGGGAGAGGAGGGGAGCGAGCAGUGUGUCGGUGGAAAAGUGGGCAACGGUCCUAACUGCCACCGCAAACCUUGCGUAAGCUGCAAUCCGCGCGCGCGGCCGACGUCGUCGCUCCCUUCUCUCCCCGAUUCUCCUUUCGACCUCUUCUCCCCGCGCUCGUCGUCGCGAAAAGACGCGUAGAUCUACCACGCGCGACCACGGACGCGCGAUGCGUCUUGUGUCCGGUACAACUUACCCUCGUCGAUGUGCCAUAGAAGCGCGCCCAUGCGAUCGCGAUCGAUCCCAGAUCCUAGAUCGAUGGCCGCGCAUGCCGGGACGACGGGUGUGAGCACGGAUCACGAAGUGUCAAAAUUAAGCUAGUCGCAUUAUUAACGAAAUGAAGAAUAUAAAGCUUGUUACAUGGUGAUUAGUUUAUAGGAAAGAGAGAAAAUGAGAGACACAGGGAGGGGAGAAAUUAGAAAGAGAGAUGGCGGAUCGACGCGUAGAGGUGCGACAGGACGAAAGUGCAUGCGUGAACUCUCAAAGUGCCGUCCGCGACGAAAUCCGAUAGUGUUUUUGCAAAAAAAAAAUAAAGAAAAGGGUGGGAGGAAAUACGUGUCUCGGACUUUCGUCAGAACGUCGGUCGAAUUCGAGUUGGCGUUAUUCACGCAACACAGGGUCUACAAGACACACGCGCGCGGAAGCGAGACGCGUCGAGAUCGGCGCGUCGAAGUUAGAAGAUGCGAGGCGAGAGGAUUAAUUUUCAAUACAAAGAUAAAUAAAUUUUCUGAGAUUCCAAACGUCAGUUUUUAAACAAAAAAACUCUGCUCGGAAUAUUCUCACCUCGCAUCUCUAGUCAAAACGCAUUCGUUUGAGGGUGGACACUCGGUUCGACAAAGCGUCCGUGGACGUCGCCGUAUAGGUCGCGUCGCGAGACGCCGUAGAGAAGCGAGGGAGAGAUUGAGAGGGAGAGAAAGAGACAAAAAAAAA